Zymoseptoria tritici IPO323 is the source of this 1182-nucleotide messenger RNA. RefSeq lists its product as uncharacterized. The record is from RefSeq and is a predicted model, not a curated record. Gene Ontology annotation, molecular function: nucleotide binding. Lineage: Eukaryota; Fungi; Ascomycota; Dothideomycetes; Mycosphaerellales; Mycosphaerellaceae. The transcript has a single exon. The coding region runs from base 1 to 1182 and encodes 393 amino acids.
AUGUCCACACAACCAAUCCGGAUCGGCUUCAUCGGACUCAACAAGACCGACUCCUGGGCCGUUAAUGCGCAUCUACCAUAUCUGAAAGACUCCGCCAAGUACAAAAUCGUAGCCCUACUGAACAGCUCCAAGGAUUCUGCCCAAGCCGCCAUCGAAUCCCACGGCCUGUCAUCCGACACCAAGGCCCAUGGCUCAACAGAGGCUUUCGCAGCCGAUGACAACAUUGAUCUCAUAGUUUGCAGUGUGAGGGUGGACAGACACUACCCCAUACUCAAACCAAUCCUCGAAGCCACGAAAGCGAAAGCAGUUCAUUGCGAAUGGCCGCUCGGGAAGAAUCUGGCCGAAGCCGAGGAACUCACUGCUUUGGCGAAGAGCAAAGGUCUCAAGACGAUCAUCGGUCUGCAAGGUCGUCAAUCGCCAACCGGACAUGUCGUGAAAAGAUUGCUCGACGAAGGAAGAAUUGGGAAGCCCUUGAGUGUUACAAUCACAUUCGCAGGCUACAAUUUCGGCGAAGCCGAUCUCGAACCUCUAGCAUAUCUGUCCGACAUCGAAAUCGGCGGAAACAUGGUGACGAUCCAUUUCUCCCACACCCUGGACGUCAUCACCAACGCCGUGGGCCAGCUCGCAUCCUACUCCGUAGUCCUCGACACCAAGCGCGAGAAGACUCUCCUUCGGAACAAACCUCACACCUACAAGCCGCAAAGCGAGACCGACGAGCCCGUCCAAAUCGUCGGAGAAGUCAAGCGGACUUCGCACGAUCAGAUCGCCAUCCAAGGUCAUCUCACGAACGGCGCGGUGUUCUCGUUCCACAUGCGAGGCGGCCAUCCCUUUCCAGAUACACCCGGUCUUGAGUGGCGAGUGUACGGUAAAGCUGGUGAGAUCAGGAUUACGACGCCUUCUGCGAAUUUACACUUCGGCGGGUCGGGGCAUAAGAUCCAGUUGCACGAUCACAAGUCGGGAAGCGUGAAGAACAUUGAAGUGCCGAAGGAUGAGUGGGACGAGAAGGAGCUGCCGAUCACCGCGCGUGCUCCUGCGAGGAUAUAUGAGGCGUUUGCUGAUGGGAAGGAGGAUGGGUACGGGACUUGGGAGGAUGCGGUGGUCAGGCAUCGUCUCGUGGAGGAGAUGUAUGCGAGAGCUAGGGAUGGCAGCACGGAGCCUGCGGCGAGAUACGCGCACUUGUAG